Molecule: messenger RNA, 3011 nt
Organism: Diospyros lotus (date-plum)
Lineage: Eukaryota; Viridiplantae; Streptophyta; Magnoliopsida; Ericales; Ebenaceae
Product: protein ACCUMULATION AND REPLICATION OF CHLOROPLASTS 3, chloroplastic
Exons: 17
Coding region: 1-2373 (790 amino acids)
Biological process (GO): chloroplast fission
Cellular component (GO): extrinsic component of plastid membrane; chloroplast outer membrane; cytosol
Molecular function (GO): GTP binding
Source: RefSeq, a predicted model, not a curated record
AUGGAGCUUCACAUUUCCACGGCUCCUUACGGAGUCUCUCUCCCCUCCUCGCACAGAGCGCACGCUGCAAAGUUGAAAUGGUUCUUCAACACUCACUUGUUUAACGGGGCCAAGUUCCGGCGACGAAUGCGUCCCAAUCAGAGGCCUCUCCGAAUCGCAUUCUGUUGCGAGAAAUUCUGGUCGCAAAAUGGGAAUCCGAUUCUUUAUAGGCAAGACGAAUGCGGGAAUGCUUCACAGGAGGGGCCCAAUUUCAUCGAAGUGAUCGGAAUCGGCAGUAGAAAAGACGCAAUUCUCGAUUUCUGCUUGUCUUCGCCUGUUCGUCCAUCCUCCCUGAGAUUUUGGAAUUUUCUCAUAGAAGAUUCAAUGAAUGUUCGAUUACAACAAAGGUUACCUGGAGAAGAUGCCACCCCAAGAGUUGUGGAAGCUCCUUCAGUCUUGCAGUCCUCUUCCAAAGCAGUUAUACUUGUGAUUACUGCAGCUUAUGGUUCUGACUAUAUCAGACUGGUUGAUAUUCUUAAGAAAGUAAAAUCUACUCAUAGAUUGAUUGUUGGUAUUGUUCUCAAGCCCUUCAGCUUUGAAGGACGAAGGCGCCAAGAUGAGGUCAUCAAUUUGGUAGAUAAACUGGAGGAGUAUACAAAUCUUUUUCUUGUGGUUGAUACGGACAUACUUCUAGAAAAAGAUCUGGUGACAUUAGACGAGGCACUAAAGACUGCUAAUACUGCUAUAUCGAUGACCAUAAAUGCCAUUUCCAUUCUUAUAUCUGAUAGCAAGACGAAGCUUCUCUAUUCCAUGCAGAAUACUAUGAAAGAACUCAAGGUUUCAGAAGUAAUAAAGGUUCUGGAAAGCUAUAAAGAAGCAAAAAUUGGAUUUGGAGCUGGUCACAGUAUUAAAACUUCAGCCAUGCAAGCUAUAUAUAAAUGCCCUUUUCUUGGUGUGGGUUUAAAGGAUUUUGAGGGCGUUCUUAUCUGCAUCCUGGCAAGUUCAACUGUUAUUGACAACAGUGAAGUGAAUGAUUUUUUGCAUACUUUUCACCAAGCUACUGAAUGUACAGGAGAAAUCAUAAUAUCCCUAGUUCAUGAAUCCAGUAUGGAGCCCAACUUAAUAAUGGCAACAGUCAUUACUGUUGGUCACACUAGGCGUAAGGCUUCUCAAGGAGGUAGCAUAUUAUCUAGAUUGGCCCAGCAUUUUCCUUCGAUUCUCAAUCUUUUGUGGAGGCACCCUCAUGAAUCUCUUGAGACUUCAGGAAGCAAUAUGCCUGGAAGUUCAUCUUUUUCUGAGGUGAUGCAUUCUUCAGAGCCUGGGGAAAUGCCAAAUAUGACUCCCACAGACACAAUGGCUGAAGGUUUUGGCAAUUACUCUACUGAACUAGAGACACUGUUGAGCAGCAAUGAUAAAGAAGUGUAUUGCAUGAGGGGUGAUGAUAGUAUUUCUGAAGAAAAGGAGAUUGAAUUGUUGGAGAGCACAAUUGACACUUCUGGCUUGUAUGGCCUAAAUACUGAAGGAGUACCACCUUUACAAAGAGAACCACUGGUUCGAUUGAAUUUGGGGCAAGAAUAUCAAAUUUCAGAGUCCUUCAAUGAGCACGAUAGUGGUCAUGGAGCCUCUCCAGUACUUGACAAUCCAUGCAUCUACAAACUUCCAGUUGGUGUAAAAGCAUCCGAGGAGUUGAAAAACAGUCUCAGUAUCUUAAAGAACAUUCGUCACCAAGAGAAAAUAGCUGGAGAUGAUAUGAAAAGACCAACUCCAAGGAUGUCUUUGAAUGCAUUAUCUGAUGCUACCUCUGAAGUUGUUUCAGAAUUUUAUGGUAGUGCUUCUUCUGUAUUAAAAGGAACCUGCACUGAUAUGUCUAAGAAGCAAGGAGUUCUUUCUGUUCGUGCAGCAUCUAUGCUGGAAGCUGAACGAGAUUCACAAAAGAAGUGGAACCCUUUGGUGGAGAUGAAAUACAGAGGAGGGAUAUAUAGAGGGCGUUGCCAGGGAGGUCUGCCUGAAGGAAAGGGCCAGCUGUCUCUUAAGGAUGGGAGCAUUUAUGAUGGCAUGUGGCGCUAUGGCAAGAGAUCAGGUCUAGGCACAUUUUAUUUCAGUAAUGGGGAUGUUUUCCAGGGAUCAUGGAGAGAUGAUGUCAUGCACGGCAAGGGCUGGCUUUACUUUCACACUGGUGAUAGAUGGUUUGUGAACUUUUGGAAAGGAAAGGCAAAUGGUGAAGCACGUUUCUAUUCAAAACUUGGUGAGAUCUUUUUUGGCCAUUUUAGAGAUGGAUGGCGACAUGGUCACUUUCUUUGCAUUGAUGUUGAUGGAGCAAGGUGUCUUGAGAUUUGGGAUGAAGGUGUUCUUGUAAGCCAGAAGCAGCUUGAUUCCGAUGCUAUUUCUGGAUAAACCAUCUUCCACAUGUAAUAUUUUGUAAGGGGAGGAUAAUCCAUUGAGCACCUUCCAGAGUGGCUUCCUUAGCUUGGACUGCUUCUAAUGGCUCUCUCACCAUUGACAACCUAAGAAGAGAAGGCAUGUAGAGGCGAACUGGUGAUUCAUGCGCAACAAAGGAGGAAAAAUAGUGAACUAUUUAUUACUACAACGCCCAGUGGCUCAACAGUUGUCAGAUCUUGUCCUUAAAACUUUUUGGCGCUACUUGGGUACUUCCAGCCUCUGUUCAAGAUUUGUUUCUUGGUUGGCCAAAGAGUUGGGCCAGAGAGGUUUGAGUUUCUUGAAGAAUAUCGUGAGUUUUUCAUGGAAAAUCACUCCUUGUGUUAUAUGAUCUUUAUGGAGAAAAGAAACAAAAGAGCCCUUGAAGGUCUUGAGACUUAUUUAUCUUUUUUGAAGAGAAAUUUCUAGUUUCUCUUAUUUUUGUGACCAAAGGGGAUUUCUCUCUUCUUUUUUUUUCCCCUUCUUUCAUCUCUUUUGUAAAUGAGUUGUUUUAUGAUUAGAGAGAUUAUUUUAUUUUCAGCUUUCGCUCAAGGUUUGCCCCCUUAAGGCAUUGUUCUGUUACAACACUUACUUUUUCCUUAUGAGUAGAAAAACAU